Messenger RNA from Orbicella faveolata, 5624 nucleotides. RefSeq lists its product as uncharacterized. The record is from RefSeq and is a predicted model, not a curated record. Gene Ontology annotation, biological process: signal transduction. Lineage: Eukaryota; Metazoa; Cnidaria; Anthozoa; Scleractinia; Merulinidae. Gene Ontology annotation, molecular function: protein binding.
AUGGAAUACAAUCAGUUAUCAUUGACCCCAGUCAUUCAGUCUUCAAGUCAAUUGUAUCAGACAGGUCACAUCCAGACAAGCCACGUUGAGAGCUUUCCUUCAUCAGUGGAAUACAAUCAGUUGCCUUCUGCUUUCGCCAGUCAGAAUUAUAAAGGAUACAACAAUAACAGAAGUCACACUCAGAUUUUGUUUUUGCAUUUUCUUUGGGAAGGCAUCUCUGGUCAUGACAUACCACCUUCAUCAGUGGGAUACAGUCAGGUACCUGUUACAGCAGCCACUCAAAGUUAUCAGCCAAACCAUGCUGUGGCUGUGGUUGUCAAAAUUUUAGAAGCUGAAUACAAGAGGCGAUCUCAGUUGAAACCACUUCUUUGGGAGAGCACCAUAAAGUUGCCUCUUGAAGAUGUCUACACCAGAUUGAAAAUUGUUUCAAGAAGGAAAAGAGAUUUUCAGCUUCAAAAUGAUGAAGUGAGCAUGGAAGGCAUCUUUGAAGAAAACGACGAUGUUGUUGUGUUGGUAGAGGGAAGCCCUGGAAUAGGCAAGACAACUUUUUGUCUUAAAAUUGCAUAUGACUGGGCAAAACAGCAAAUUCCAAAGGGGCAUUCCUUUCCUGAGUUUGUAGUUUUGCUACUGUUGAAAUGCCGGGAUAUUGAUGGAGACGUAAUGGAUGCGAUUGUUGAACAACUUCUGCCUGAACGUAUGGAUGAAACUGUCAAGAAAGAGUUCAUCGAUUUCAUCGAGGGUUUUCAUUACCAAGGAAAAGUUCUGAUCAUUUUAGAUGGUCUGGAUGAGUUGCCUAAGAAAUCAGAAAGUCAUGUCAAUCAGUUGCUUCACAAAAAAAUUUUACCUUUUAGCUAUGUCCUGGUCACAUCUCGCCAAGAGAGAGGAAUUGCAGUGCGACAGAAGGUGGAUUUUGAUAUUCUUUUACAAAUUCAAGGAUUCACUGAGGAGGAUGCUUUUGAGUACAUCAGGAAACACUUUAGGUAUGCAGGUCCUGAGCAUUUGGCCAGAGGAGAGAGGCUUAUUACUGAAAUCAAAGAAAACACUUUCCUACAUGCUCUUCCAAGCAACCCAUUAAAUCUGCUGCUGCUUUGCGUUGUUUUUGAGGACUAUCAAGGAGAACUGCCAUCUUUUCGCACAGAACUUUAUCAGAUCAUCAUCCGAUGCCUCUUAAGAAGGUAUUGUGCAAAACAUAAGUUGGAAGCACCUGGUGAUGACCAAGCCCUAGAGAAACAGUUUGAAGAUAGUUUACUGGUAUUGGGAGAGUUAGCUUGGAGAUGCCUGCUAGAAGGUCAGUUUUCUUUUCGUGAAGAAGAACUGGCAAAAUUUGAAAGUAAAAUUAAAGACCUCGCAGCUCGCAAACUUGGCCUUGUUUUCAAGGAAGCCAGUGUGAAGAGGAUAAAUCCACAGCAUGAGUAUCACUUUUUUCACAAGACUUUUCAAGAGUACUUGGCCGCAACAUAUCUGGCAUGCAAGCUCCUAAAAGAAGAAUUGAACGUUUUCGUUGAUUUAAAGUUCAAGUUUUCUGAAAUCACUGUCAAAUACCGGCAAGUGUUUCUCUUUGUGUCUGGUAUCCUGGGCAAGGACGCUAGUGUUCUUUUCAAACAGAUUGGUGAGACACUUGCAGGUGAAGACUGGGACUGGCUCAAGUGCUCUAAAGAAGAAGCUACUUUUUUCACUGAAAGUUUCAGUGAAAGUCAAAAUGCUGAGCAAAUGGCAGUGACUCUUUGUUCCUUCAUCCCAUUUCCACUGACUGUAGAAAUUGGAAACUUUGAAAGGAGAGAUGAAACUAUAAAUGCACAUAUUUUGAUGGUUGCAGAAGCCUGCAGUAAUUUUCCACAAUUACAGCACCCUGUUCAUCUCACCAUUGAAAUUGUAGAUGCUGAUUUCCUACUAAAUGAGGGUCUAAAAAUGGUUGCUAAAUUCUUAGUUUCCUGUCCAAAGCUACAAACAUUCUCCUUUCAUCUAUCUGGCUUGUCACUGGCACGAACACCUGUGACUAAUUUGUUUGAAGGACUUUCUCGAAACUCAACUAUAUCUUCCUUUACUUUUAGAGCAGCAUCUGGUAUCUCUUCGGAUCAGGCUGUUAUUAUUGGGGACAGUUUGGUUACUAAUAAGACCUUAACAACUGUAACAUUCGAAUUGUUAAAUGAGUGUAAUGAGGCAUGGGCCAGUGCUCUAGAAGAAGGAUUGUCUGCAGACACACCAUUGACGUCUAUUGUCCUCAAGAUUUAUGGGUCACUGAGUGCUAACGCAUUAGGGGGUUUGAAAAAAGUUCUAUCCAACAGAUCUCUGGCCUCUCUCACACUCAUCGUCUAUGGUGAGAUGCAGGAUUCACUAGCUACUUCUGUUGGCAAAGCACUUGGAACAGAAUCCAUUUUAAAAUCCCUCACUCUGAUCAUGUAUGGGAAAGUAAGCUAUUCUGGUGCUAUCUUCUUAAGAAGAGGUUUUCUGGAAAACAGUGCCUUAAAUUCUUUGGAAGUGAAAGUGUUUGGAGAGCUCCCCAACAACUGGGUGACUGUCGUUGAGAAAGUACUAGAGGCAAAAAAGUCAAAGACAUCAGUUGCAUUUCAUCCAAAUAUCACUGGAACCAUAUCAAAGGAACAGGUGACUGGUCUUUGCCCUGGUUUUAAACUUCAGUCAUUAACUUUAAACCUUUGGGGCGAGUUGAGCUGUACUGGGGCAGGCACUCUCUGUAACCUCUUGAUAACAUCGUCAGCUUCUUGUGUCACUUUGAACAUCCAUGGAAAAGUAACAGAUAAUGUCGCUGAAUUUCUUGUAAGGUAUUUAAAGCCAUGCAAGACCCUGUCCUCUCUCAGUAUCAACAUUUGGGGAGAACUAACCAGAUGUGGAAGCAGUGCUCUUCAAGAGUUAGAGUGUAAUGUAAAAUAUUCGGUUGCCUUGAAUGUCUGUAAUGUGGCCUCAGAUCCCUGGAUUUGUAAAGAUCUUAAUGAUACAAUCAACGUUUCUUCAGCAUUAACCUCAGUCUUUACCGAAGUUGAGCAGAACAGCGCAAGAAUUCUAAGCCUCAACAUCUCUAACCAGGAUUUCUUUGGUUUAGACUGGGCACGCAAUCUGGGAGAUGGUUUGGCAAAAAGCACGUCAUUAACUACACUAAAUCUUACAUUCAACAACUGCAAGAACCUGAGAGUAGACUGGGCAUGCGGUCUGGGUGAUGGUUUGGUAAAAAACACAUCAUUAACUACACUAAGUCUUACAUUCAACAACUGCAGUGGCCUGAAUGAAGAUUGCGCACGUGAUCUGAGUGAUGGUGUGGCGGAAAAUACUUUAUUAACUACACCAAGUCUUUCAUUCAACAAUUGCAGGGACGUGAGUGAAGACUGGACAGAUGGUCUGGAUUAUGGUUUGGUGAAAAAUACUUCAUUAACUACACUAAGUCUUACAAUCAACAACUGCAGUGACCUGAGUGAAGACUGGGCACGUCGUCUGGGUGAUGGUUUGGCAAAAAAUACCUCAUUAACGACACUAAGUCUUACCAUCAACAGCUACGGUGGCCUGCGUCUAGACUGGUCACGUGGUCUGGGUAGUUUGGGGAACAAUACUUCAUUAACUACAUUAAGUGUUACAUUCAACAGCUACAGUGACCUGAGUGAAGACUGGACACAUCGUCUGGGUGAUGGUUUGGCGAACAAUACUUCAUUAACUACACUAAGUCUUACAUUCAACAACUGCAGUGACUUGAGUGGAGACGAGUUAGAUGGUCUGGGUUAUGGUUUGGCGAACAAUGCUUCAUUGACUACACUGUGUCUUACAUUCAACAAUUACAAUGACCUGAGGCAAGACUUGGCACAUGCCCUGGAUGAUGGUUUGGCAAAAAAUACUUCAUUGACUACACUAAGUCUUACACUCAACAACUACAGUGACCUGAGUGGAGUCUUGACAGUUGGUCUGGGUGAUUGUUUGGCAAAAAAUACUUCAUUAACUACACUAAGUGUUACAAUCAACAACUACGGUGACCUGAGGGAAGACUGGCCACUUGAUCUGGGAGACAGUAUAGGAAGAAGUAAGUCAUUAACAGUUGUCAGUGUUACUGUAACCACCUUCAUUAAAGUGAGUGAAGAAUGGUUAUGUGCUCUCUGUAACAGUCUUGCGGAAAGCGACACAAUAACUGCUAUGACGUUCACUUUUAAUGACCACAGUGGUACAAGUGAAGUCCUUGAACUUGAUCUCAGGAAACUUUUUGCAGAUUGUAAGUUAUCACCUUCUCUAAAUCUAACAAUUAGCUCGUACGGAGAGGCUGUUGUGAGCUAUGGAGACUGGACACGUGGUCUGGGUGAUGGUUUGGCGAAAAAUACUUCAUUAACUACACUAAGCCUUACAUUCAACAACUGUAGUGACCCGAGUGGAGGCUGGACACGUGUUCUGGGUGAUGGUUUGGCGAAAAAUACUUCAUUAACUACACUAAGUCUUACAGUCAACUUCUGCGGUGACCUGAGUGCAGACUGGACAUAUGGUCUGGAUGAUGGUUUGGCGAAAAACACGUCAUUAACUACGCUAAGUCUUACAUUCAACGGCUGCACUGACUUGGAUGGAGACUGGAUACGUAGUCUGGGUGAUGGUUUGGGAAAAAAUACUUCAUUAAUUACACUAAGUCUGACACUCAGCAACUACAGGGACCUGGGUGAAGACUUGGGACGUUAUCUGGGUGAUGGUUUGGCGGAAAAUACUUCAUUAACUACACUAAGUCUUACACUCAACAACUACAGUAACCUGAGUGGAUACCGGGUACUUGUUCUGAGUGAUGGUUUGGCGAAAAACACUUCAUUAACUACGCUAAGUCUUACACUGAACAACUACAGUGACCUGAGUAAAGAUUGGACACGUGAUCUGGGUGAUGGUUUGGCGGAAAACUCGUCAUUAACCACACUAAGUCUGACACUCAACAACUACAGUGACCUGAGUGGAGACUGGCCACCUGAUCUGGGAGACGAUUUAGGAAGGAGCAAGUCAUUAACAGUUGUCAAUGUUACUGUAACCAGCACCUACAUUAAAGUGAGUGAAGAGUGGUUGUGUGGUCUCUGUAACAGCCUGGCAGAAAGCGACAAAAUAACUGCUUUGAACUUAACUGUUAAUGACCACAGUGGUACAAGUGAUGAAGUCGUUGCACUUGAUCUCAGGAAACACUUUGCAGGUUGUAAGUCAUCACCUUCUCUAAAUCUAACAGUUAGCUUGUAUGGAGAGGCUGUGGUGAGCUAAAAACUACAAUAUUCUUUGAGCAAAGGUCAAUUUCUAAUUCCAAUCUGGCAUUUGCGAUUCUAGGUGCAGGUGUUGUUAUGUUUGGUCACACACAUGAAUAUGUUUUGUUUAUUUGUUGAAAUUCUUGACACUAUUGUUUUGGUUAGGCAAGACAAAAAAAAGCUUUUCAACUUGUCAGUCAGCAAAGAGGAAGGCAAAAUUUAUUUAUUCAAUGUUGCCAAAUAACUUUAGAAUUGUAUCUCGUCUAAAAGAAUUUGAAGCUCUUUUGAAGUACAUACAAAGUAAUAACGAUUUUUCUACAGCUUCAGUGCAAUACGAUUUUUCGAACUUCCUAUAGGUAUGGAAAUUGCUUCAAAUAUCAGGAGGUUUGAAAGUCAAGGGCAAAAUACUCCCAGCGUUUCUGUGAGGGA